CCAGAGAAAUCUCCACUCGUUCACUAACUAUUCUUCUCCUUCUUAAUAGAAAAUCCUCUUCACUGAACCACGUUACAUUCAUUACAAAAUCUCAGUGAGAAGAAGAAAACGACAAUGGGCAUCGUAAACGACAACGUCACAGCCGGGGAGGACUUCAAACUGGUGGGAUUCUCUAAGUUCGUCCGUACGAAUCCCAAGUCGGACCGUUUCAGUGUGAAGCGGUUCCACCAUGUCGAGUUCUGGUGCGGCGACGCUACCAACACCUCUCGCCGCUUCUCCUGGGGCCUCGGCAUGCCUCUCGUCGCCAAGUCUGACCUCUCCACCGGAAACUUCUCUCAUGCCUCCUACCUCCUCCGAUCCGGUGACCUUCAAUUCCUCUUCACUGCCCCCUACUCACCCUCCAUCGCCACCGACUCCACCUCUUCCGCUUCCAUACCCACCUUCGACCGCUCCACCUUCCUUUCCUUCUCCGCUUCCCAUGGUCUCGCCGUCCGUGCUGUGGCUGUCGAGGUAGACGACGCCGAGGUUGCCUUCGCCAAUAGCGUCGCCCACGGAGCCACUCCUUCCUCUCCUCCCUUAACCCUCGGAGACGGCGCCGUCAUCUCUGAGGUACGCCUCUACGGCGACGUCGUUUUGCGCUACGUCAGCUACAAAACCCAGGACCCGAACCCGAACCCGAGUUUGUGCUUCCUACCCGGGUUCGAGCCCGUGGUUGCAGAAUCGGAACCCUUGGACUUUGGGAUCCGAAGGCUGGACCACGCAGUGGGCAACGUUCCCGAAUUGGUACCCGCGGUGUCGUACGUGAAGGCAUUCACGGGUUUCCAUGAGUUCGCCGAGUUCACGGCGGAGGACGUCGGGACGAGUGAGAGCGGGCUUAACUCGAUGGUGCUGGCGAACAACGAAGAGACGGUACUUUUCCCGAUGAACGAGCCGGUGUUUGGAACGAAAAGGAAGAGUCAAAUUCAGACAUAUCUGGAGCACAACGAAGGGGCUGGCGUUCAACACUUGGCUCUGUCUAGCGAUGACAUAUUCAGAACGCUGAGGGAGAUGAGGCGGAGAAGUGGGUUGGGUGGGUUCGAAUUCAUGCCUUCGCCACCGCCAACUUACUAUAAGAACCUCAAGAAUCGAGCUGGGGAUGUGUUGACAGAGGCUCAGAUAAAGGAGUGUGAGGAGUUGGGGAUUUUGGUGGACAGGGAUGAUCAGGGUACUCUGCUCCAGAUUUUCACCAAACCACUGGGAGAUAGACCAACCAUAUUCAUCGAGAUAAUACAGAGAGUAGGGUGCAUGAUGAAGGAUGAUAAAGGCAAGCUGUACCAGAAGGGUGGUUGUGGAGGUUUUGGAAAGGGUAAUUUCUCAGAGCUCUUUAAGUCCAUCGAGGAGUAUGAGAAGACACUUGAAGCCAAAGUCGUUGCCUAAAUCAUUCAUUCAUUCAUUUAUUCUAAUAAUAAGUUUCAGAAGCCAUAAAACACAAAAUCAUAUUGUGCAUACGAACUUCCUCAUAUGCGAUGAACUAAGCUCUAGUUAUGCAGAUCUUAACAAUUAAAUGUUGCCUUUUUUUUGAACUCUUUUAGGAAAAUAAUUUUACAGUUGCGAACCCUUUGCUCCUUUGGAUUAUAUCUACUUAGUAACAAGUGCACAUGAAUAUGCCUUGUGGUAAUA
Humulus lupulus (European hop) is the source of this 1659-nucleotide messenger RNA. RefSeq names its product 4-hydroxyphenylpyruvate dioxygenase-like. The transcript has 2 exons. Bases 115 to 1416 code for a protein of 433 amino acids. The record is from RefSeq and is a predicted model, not a curated record. Gene Ontology annotation, biological process: L-tyrosine catabolic process. Gene Ontology annotation, molecular function: 4-hydroxyphenylpyruvate dioxygenase activity. Lineage: Eukaryota; Viridiplantae; Streptophyta; Magnoliopsida; Rosales; Cannabaceae.